GCGACAGAAUGAGCGUUGCCGGAAACUUUACGGACUUUGCUUCCGGGUCCCGGUUCGUCUUUCAGAUGGCCGCUGAAGAGUACCACACCGGACGGAACUGGUCCGGUCUGAUCGAUCGAUACUGGCUGAUUGUGGAGGAGCUUAUUGCAGAUCCCCGCGCCAGAAACCUCCCCUUCAUGUUCGACCCGCUUCCCACGCUGGGAAUGAUGAUCUCCUACCUGCUAUUCGUGCUCUGGCUUGGCCCCCUGUACAUGCGAGACCGGAAACCGAUGGACCUGCGACGAAUUAUCAUCUUCUACAACAUGUUCCAGGUGCUACUCAGCGGGUACAUGUUCUACGAGCACCUGAUGGCGGGCUGGCUGCAGGGAUAUAGCCUUACGUGCCAAACGGUUGACUACGACGAUGGACCGCAAUCCCGACGGAUGUUCAACCUGUGCUACGUGUACUACCUCUCGAAGCUAUCCGAGUUCGCUGACACGAUAUUUUUCGUGCUCCGGAAGAAACAGUCCCAGAUCACCGAUUUGCACGUGUACCACCACUCGCUGACACCGAUGGAGGCGUGGAUUUUGACCAAGUUCAUUGCCGGUGGCAACGCGACCUUCCCGAACAUCAUCAACAACUUUGUGCACGUGCUGAUGUACUUCUACUAUAUGCUGUCGGCGAUGGGACCCCGAUAUCAGAAGUACCUUUGGUGGAAAAAGUACAUGACAGAGGUUCAGAUCAUCCAGUUCAUUCUCUGCAUCGCUCACUGCAUCAACGCUCUGGUGACGGGCUGCCCGUUUCCACGAUUCAUCUCCACGCUGCUGCUCAUCAACGCCAGCAUCUUCCUGGUGCUGUUCAUGAACUUUUACAUCCAGAGCUACAAACGGAAGGCUGCCAUUGCCACUGCCAAGCCAAUCGAAUCGUCCAAGGUCGAAGAAUUGGCCACGGUAAAACAGUCCGAUGAAUCCACGGCGGAAGUCAACAACAACUCGGUUGAAUCGAUUGAGUUGUUGGAAAAAGUGGACAAGCCACCGGCUGCCGAAGAGCUGUAUUCCUCGGAGACCGCACCGGCCAGCGUCGAAGAAACGACAACAGUACCGGAAAGUGUCUCCAUAGCAGCCGACGUGCUGCCCAAGGAUGUGAUAGAACCGAUGGAAGGCCUCCGCCAGCGAAUAGUUACGCUGGAGCAGCUCCAGCUUCAGGAUCCUCCGAUUCGAGUCGAAGAGCUGGCGGACUAGUUUCCGGCAUAAUUCUAGGAUAGGUUUAAACAAUUUCGGUUUAGCUUUCGUUUUCGAAAACGCUAGUGCUAUGAUCAUAUCAACAGUCUAUUGUAGU
Molecule: messenger RNA, 1317 nt
Organism: Ochlerotatus camptorhynchus
Lineage: Eukaryota; Metazoa; Arthropoda; Insecta; Diptera; Culicidae
Product: very long chain fatty acid elongase 7-like
Exons: 6
Coding region: 9-1220 (403 amino acids)
Biological process (GO): fatty acid elongation, saturated fatty acid; fatty acid elongation, monounsaturated fatty acid; fatty acid elongation, polyunsaturated fatty acid
Cellular component (GO): endoplasmic reticulum membrane
Molecular function (GO): fatty acid elongase activity
Source: RefSeq, a predicted model, not a curated record